CAAUAAAGACAGUGGUAUCGCCUAGUCUAUCCUCUAUAUAAAAGCAGAAUAGGCACAGGAGAAUGCCAAUCCUGCAGAGUCGUGUGUGUGCCAACAUAUCUUAAAUUGCAUGAAUACAAUACAGACAAUAUGCAGGCAUUUAUAGUAACUAUUGUGCUGCUUCUAUCAGCCACCUUCUCAGCCUCAUUCCAAUUAGAAGGAGGGUAUGCUAUCAGUAACAGAGCUGAUGCAAUGUCAACUUGUAAACUAAAGAGUGGUCUGUGCCCUGAUCUAGUAUGCGCCUCUAAUGAAAUUCAACUGACCCUAAAGGUAGACAUGCUAAAAGACAUGGAUGUGAAUAUUGCACAGAUCCAUCUGCGGGAUAGAAGAUGUACUGGAUUUGCCUAUAAUGAUGACUCUGUAUUUAUAAAGUGGGCACUGGGAAAAGACAUUUGUGGAACCGAGCUAAUUGUGACGGACACCCAUGCAAUUUAUAUUAAUUACGUUUACUUGCCACCAGAUCCUGCUGCAAUUAUCUAUAGAGAGAAUUAUGUCUUAAACGUCAGCUGCUCGUACCCAUUAAAUGUGAAUGUUUCUCUUGAUGACAUUUUGUUUCCUGACGUAAGCACCACCUAUAUACCGAUUGGAGAUAGUGGACGGUUUAAGGUGAUGAUGUCUAUCUACAAAGAUAUCAGCUAUACAACUCCAUAUACUGAUCCUAUUAUACGCUUGUCGACCAAAUCAAAUUUAUAUGUUGGCGUGUAUAUAUCUGAUGGUGGUAAUCCGGUUGCUAUUAGUGACUUUAGUCUUCUGAUGAUAAAUUGCUACAGUACCCCAACUAACAACAAAUAUGACCCUAUUAAGUACAACAUCAUAAUUACCAGCUGCCCUAACCCAAAAGACACAAGUAUACGGAUUUUAGAAAAUGGUAUUUCCAGCCAAGGAAAAUUCUACUUACAGAUGUUUAAGUUCAUUGGGGAUUAUAGUGUUGUGUAUUUGCAUUGUGAAGUAUACCUUUGCAAAGAUAGAUGUUCUCCUACUUGUUCUGGAAUCAGAUCUAGAAGUGAUAUUCAAGAGACACAUGGAACUCUGACGCUUGGACCUAUUGAAGUGCCAGAUGCCGAUGUCGUUGAAGGUGAUGAUCGUGUUAUUGGUCGCAGUGCUGGCACAGCUGCAAGAUUCAGUAUGAUUACAGUCCUUGGACUACUGCUGGCUAACAUAUGUAUUGCUUGAAAUACACACACAGUGUAUUCCUUUAAUUACAAUGUAAAAUGAUGAUCAAAAAAACUGUUAAGGCAUCAGUAAAUGCAAAAAUAAAUCUCUGCCUAUAAACAAAUAAACUUAUAAAUACA
This is a messenger RNA of Rana temporaria (common frog), 1331 nucleotides long. Its product is annotated as uromodulin-like. NCBI's taxonomy places the organism in Eukaryota, Metazoa, Chordata, Amphibia, Anura, Ranidae. Gene Ontology annotation, biological process: neutrophil migration. The record is from RefSeq and is a predicted model, not a curated record. Gene Ontology annotation, cellular component: apical plasma membrane; cell surface. Bases 130 to 1212 code for a protein of 360 amino acids. The transcript is spliced from 13 exons.